Bursaphelenchus xylophilus (pine wood nematode) is the source of this 7308-nucleotide messenger RNA. The record is from the annotation of a GenBank genome assembly. Lineage: Eukaryota; Metazoa; Nematoda; Chromadorea; Rhabditida; Aphelenchoididae.
AUGAUCCACGAACGAGCGCGCGACUUGGAGGUGGCGCUGAAUCUCACCGACGCCGAGGAGGAGUUGCCCGAGCCCGACCGCUUAUGGAUCGUGAUUGUGGGCGCCGCCUUCUCGCUGGUCAUGGGCUUCGGAUGGGGCGCGAACGGGCUGGCCAACGCGUUCGCGACGGCCGUGGGCUCGGGCGUGCUGAGCUCGAAGCAGGCGAAAGUUGCGGCUGUCGCGUUCCAGGUCAUGGCCUAUCUUUAUAUCGGUGAGUUUGAGGGGGAAUUUGUCGUGGUUAUGGAGGUAUUACAUAUCAGUCUAUCGGGAAAAUAACGAGCAUUCUGUCAAACCAAAAAUCGAAUCGCUGCCGAGAAAAUGAAUUGUGUCGCGACAAAAUCAAAUUGCUUUAAACUUCAGCGACGCAAAGCAACAGAGUGCUCAUUAUUUUCCCGACAGGCUGAUAGGCAGAUGAUACUGCGCUUUUUCAAAAGUUUUACUAUUAGGCGUAGAAGUAUGAUCGUGCCGUUUUCCGGCCCAUAAUUUCAAUCAAAACAAAAAAUUUUUACACUAAACCUUAUCCAAUUUUAUAUUCUAUUAUUAAUUCCGAGGGGUUUGCAUAAUUUGGCCAACUUUCAAGUCCAUCAAAGAAAAUUUUUGGCUUUUUUGAAGCCAUCUAAAUAUCAACCCAAUUUUCGGCAUCGUUGUAUUCAACGAAGCGCUGCUGCCACAGAUCGUGUUCCAUCGGUCGAAACCAGUGAUAAUCUGAAAGUGCUGCGUCCGGAGAGUGUCGCGGGUGGGGUAAAACGUCCGAACUCGACGGUUCUAGGGUGCCCUUGACCAGUUUUUCAACAUGGGGUUUGGCGUCAUCAUGCAGCAAAAUAAAAAUUGGUCAUACCGACCGCUUUUACCAUAUCUCUUGGUGGAGUUGCAUCAAGUCUUGUUGACAACGGAUGCCAGUAACUGUUUUGUCGGGUUUCAAGACCUCAUAGAAAAGAAGAUCUUGUUUUUGUCAUCAUAUACAGAGCAACACUUCCUCCCCGGUAAUGUUGGACUGUGCGGUCGCUCGUGUUUCGGGUUGUCAAAAUCGAUCCAUUGUUCUUCUCUGGUCACUAGACAAUGCAAAAAUGACUUCCUUUCUGUAUGUCCAUCAAAAUCUUGUAUGUUGUCUAUGUUGAGUUAGGUCAAUCCAUAUGACACUUCUCUCUGGAUCCUUCCCAAUUGUUCCAAACUGAGUGAAGCUCCUUUAUGCAAGACGUGCAACAUCACAGCUAGCUUUUCUUGCGCACCGGCAUCGUGUUGUUUGCAAUAAUCUCCAUAUUCAAAUUUCUUAUAUGGGUUGGAAAAUCACGGGAUUUGAAACGAUGAACCCUUUUCCGACGGAAUUUUUUUUACAGAGCACAACCACAGUAAACUUCUGUAAGCGUUCCAUGCGUCGACGGCGCUUUUGCUCUCUUAUCGAGGAAAAUUUCCCGCAAAUGGCAUUUUUCCGGGACGAAAGUUGGCCAUCUUUGAAGCUUUAUAAAACCCGCUAUUCUAAACCUAACCACACGAAGCAUAUAUCGAUAGACAGCGUUUUCAACGUUCUUUCAGGCGAUACCAACAGAUGCACCAAAACUUUAACUCUACCUGUAAAAAAGGCGCAACUAAAAAAACGGCACGGUCAUACUUCUACGCCUAAUAUAUUACAGUAGCGGACCUGAUCCAGUGGCAAAAAAUGUGUCAUUUUGCAUCCGGGAAGAAUCAAAAAUGUGGCAGAAUGCUUCCAUUUCCAAGUAAAAAACAACAUCGUUUUGGAUGACGCGCCUUUUCCCUCACAAAAAUAGCGGGCGCGCUUUUGAAAUCGGAGUUUUUUACUUGGAGAGGGAAGCAUUUUGCCACAUUUUUGAUACUUGCCGGAUGCAAAAUGGCACGUUUUUUGCCAUUAGAUCAGGUCACCCACUGUAGACGCCUCUUUUUUUAGUCACCAGCUCCAACCACAUUGAGUUCCACAACCCUCUGAACACAGUCUACCACACCCACUCGGAGUCCUCGCUGAUUAUCGCCCAAUUAUCGUUCAUUAUCGCCGCCGCAACAUGGGUGUUGUGGACAAGUUUCAUGGGGAUUCCCAUCUCCAGUAGUCAUUGUAUGGCUGGAAGUGCCAUGGGAUUUGUGAUCGUGAUCAAAGGAUUUGACGCACUUCACUGGGUUGUGUUGGAAAAAACACGUGAGUUUUGCACUUUUUAAAGAGCUUUGUCAUAUGAACAUAAUACAAAUUUUUUCCAAAAUGUAAACAAGAAACUUUGUCGGUCUAUAGGGAAAAUAAUGAACACAAUAUCGCUGGGUCGAGCGUGUCACUUUAGUAAAAAGAAAUUUGAUUUUUUCACGGCGCGACUCCUUUUUUUGAUGCGAUUUUCGAUACGAUAGGAUGCUCAAUAUUUUCCCGACAGAGUAUGCAGAGUAAUAAAACCAGAGAGGUCGGAGAGGAAGACCCUUUUCGGGCCUGUCUUUGUCAGCUUACCAUACAUAUCAAAAAUGAAUUUUUUUUGUGGAAACGUUACCCUCUACAGCAAAAAUAGGCAUGAAAGUUUUCAUGCGGAAAAAGUGUCUCAUUUUCCGGCUUAAGAAUCCAACUCGUUUCGGCAACGUACGAGCUCUGAGAUUCGCAUUUUUCCUGGAAACUUUCAUUCUAACAGGGAAAGUACUCCAAGUGCGACGCUCAGAUUUUCUUUAAAUUUUGCAUACGCGUCGGGAAUAGACUAAAUAUCAAUUCCUGAAAGUUUUAGCUCGCGCUUUGCGGGCGCCGCCGAGAUAUCGAACGAUCUUUGCCGCCGAGAGAGCACGCAAAACUCGGAGAGCGGUCAUAUAGAAAAACGCUUUUUGGCCAUAAAUUUGGCAGUUUCGUACGGAAAAAUUUAAUUUUUUGUAGAAACAUUAUCCUUUACGGUAGAAAUAGGCAUGAAACUUUUCGAGCCAAAAUUCGGCAAAAAGUCCUAAAUUUUGGACUUUUUUCGAUCUAAAAAUCUCGGUUGUUUCUGCAAAGCGCGAGCUAGAAUUCUCGCAUAUAUCAUAGAAAAAAUUAUUCAAAAUUUUUACCAAGUUUCAUCAAAAUCUGAGCUUCUCAUUUGGAUUACCUCCCCUAUAACUUGUUUUAGUGCUUUCCUUCCUGUUUACCCCAAUAAUAUCCGGAGCUUUGGCGCUUACUAUCUGCUACUUGAUCCACCUUACAACUACGAAAAAAGAGUUUUCAAACAAGAGACUUACAAGGACAGUAUCAGUGAUUUUUUUGCUUUCUUCGGCGUUGUCGACGUAUGGAUUAUUGCAUGGAAUGUCCUCGGAUUUGGGGAUUACCCCGCUUCCGUUGCACUAUUCGUUAUGCGCUAGCCUAACCGUGGGGCUGAUCAUAUUUUUGCUGGUCUUGUUUUUCAUUGAACCCAUGCUUCAGGCGCAAGUUGAACGUAAGUUUUCACAAUUUUGUUAAACUAUCAGUCUGUAGGGAAAAUAGUGUGGGUUUGUCGCAGUAAAAUUCCUUGCCUCGUUGCAGUCGCGUACCAAAUCUAUAGCCGCGGCUAGCCGUCGCAAAGCGCUGGGCGACCCCAAGGCACGAAGAAUCCACACUAUUUUUCCCACAAAGUUAAAGUCGGUAUGUAACGUCGUGAAUACUUCAGAUAAUGUCCAGAAAAGAGCUCUGGAACAUGGAAUGGAGAGGGACGAGAAGUCUUUCCGAGUCAAUCGAUUCAAAGUCAAGAAGAGUAAGUCACUUUUGCUUAUAUUAGGUUUGAUCGGAAAGUUCGUGCCAUUCUAGAAGGGCUAGUAUUCCGUUGUGCUGAGCUCCGAAUCUGAGCUGUCUUGUCGUCGAAUCUCUUUACCCUUUUAUUUCAGUCAACAUGCUACCAAAGAAGUUCAUGAUUUCAUUGGACGGAGAGACUCCAAUUACAAACCACAUCAACCUGGAGGGUAUGGAUAAGAUGAAGGAAAAGGCGUCUCAUAAACUUCGGAAAUACAUUACCUCCGACUUGACGGGCAUCAACGAGAUCUCGCGUUUCUCGUUUGGCGCCGCAUUAUACUUUGUGUGCGGCUUCAUGGCAUUCUUUCAGUCUGUGGAGAAUAUUCGGUGGGUAAUCAUAUAAGAGAUUGAUAUCAGUUUGUCGGAAAAAUAAUGAUCGCUCUGUCGCAUCGAAAAUCGCAUCGCCAAAUGAAUUGUGUCGCGGAAAAAUCAAAUUCCUUUUCACUUUGCGACACGAUCGGCGCAGCGACAUUCUGCUCAUUAUUUUCCCGACAGACUGAUAUACAACAUCCUUUCGAAAGUGCGACUUUUCGGACGGACUAGUAACAGUCUGUCGGGAAAAUAAUGUGGAUUUUGCGCGCCUUGGAAUCUCCCUUAUCGGUUUGCGGCGGCUAGCCUCGGCUUGCGAUUUGGUUCUCGACUUCGACGAGAAAUUUCUCUAUGACAAAAUCCACAUUAUUUUCCCGACAGACUGUGGUCGAAAGCACAGUCUGUUCAUUACGCCUUGCCAUUCUAAUCAUCGCUGUUCAGGAUCUCCGUGAUGCCAUUGAACAUCCUCAUGAUGGUGUAUCGAAGAGAAGCUGUGGACGAAAAAGUUCCCAUCUCUCCUUUACUGGCCUCCUAUGUGACGCCAGUCAUUUGCCUGGGAAUCUAUUAUAUGGGCGGCUCGGUCCUGAAGACCCUUUCCAAAGACUUGGGAACAUUGUCGGUAAUCACGGCGUUAGCCGCUCAAUUCGCCACAACUGUAAUCGUCAACAUGGCCUGUGACUUUGACGUCCCACAUUCUAUAUCGUAUUGCUUGGUAAGUCGAAAAUAUCGGGGUGUUGUAAGCCAUGUUACAGCUCCUUGCAAUCCUCUUUGUCAGCGCAAUCCCAAAAGAAAGUAGGACCAAUUGGAAAGCGUUGAGAAACAUCGUACUUGUUUGGUUGGCGACAAUACCAACGUUGAUUGCAUUUGUUGCAUUAUUGAGCUUAUUUUUCACACUAAUCCUAUAACCCACCUUGCAUUGUGGAAGCAUUCUUUAACAAUACAUGUAUUUAUUAUUAUUUUUUUCUCAAUUAAAUGGAAAUAAAGUCUGUUUUAUUACAAGGGCUGUGUGCAAAUUGCAAUGCUCGGUCGAAAUUUAUUUUCUGACGGAGACCUAAAUCUCUCCGCAAGAGUCCAUCCGAACCCUUCAAAUUUAUUAUAUAUAUAGUCCAAAGUUAAAAGUUGACAAAAAGGAGGAGGCAACAGAGAAAGGCAGAAAUUCUUACAAAGGCAGAAAUUGCGCAAUGUUAUGUCAGAUUGCGCAACUUCUAACUUUGUACUAACAGGGGAAGUACUUCAAGUGUGACGCUCAGAUUUUCUUUAAAUUUUGCACACACAUCGGGUAUGGACUAAAUAUCAAUUCCUGAAAGUUUUAGCUCGCGCUUUGCGGGCGCCGCCGAGAUAUUGAACGAUUUUUGCCGCCGAGAGAGCACGCUCAACGUGGAGAGCGGUCAGAGAGAAAACCGCUUUUUGGCCAUAACUUUGGCAGUUUCGUGCGGAAAAAUUUGAUUUUUUGUAGAAACAUUAUUCUUUACAGUUGAAAUAGGCAUGAAACUUUUCGUGCCGAAAUUCGGCAAAAAGUCCCAAAUUUUCGCCGACUUUCGAUCUAAAAAUCUCGGUUGUUUCUGCAAAGCGCGAGCUAGGAUUCCCGCAUAUAUCUUAGAAAAAAUUAUUCUAAAUUUAUGCCAAGUUUCAUCAAAAUCUGAGCGUCACACUUCAAGUACUUCCCUUGUAAAUUUGCAAGGUUCGGAUGGACCCUUGCGGAGAGAUUUAGAAGUCCCGAGCCAUAUGUGUAUCUAGAUGAUUCUGUAGGGAAAAUAAUGUAGACUGGUCGCAGCAAAAUCUCUCGUCUCUUCGACGUCGUGCAUCAAAUGAUGGACCUUGGUACCCAGCGCAAGAUCAGCAGAAUCAAAUCACUACAUGUGCUCGUUCAUAAAAUAUGAAAACUUGCAAUACCAUCCAUAGACCGUGUCAUAUAAUUUAAUCGCUUUUUUACGAGUCUCUCUUUCUAAUGUAAAUUCGCCCGUGUCAUAAUCACCGUAUAAGUUGGCCAGACAGUCUGCAGAAUUGUUCUGUGGCCUCAAGCAUGAAGGCCAUAAUCCUAUUGUCGACGUUGUCGCUCGCCGUGGCCGACAUUCCAUCGCCGGGCAUCACGAAACACUGCCGUUGUAUGCAGGAUGGCGAGUCAUUCCACGUGAAGGGCGUGAGCCCCAACAACAAACCCGACUUUGUGAUCCAUUUGCUGAAGGACGCGGGAGACUUUCAUCACGGCAAGUGGGGACAACGAGAGGGCUAUGAGGCGCCGUUCCACUUCCACGUCUGGUUUCAUCACCCCUUCCUGAAGCCGCACAUGGACUACGCGUUGGGAAGGCAUGCCAAAUGGGAUCGGGUGGAUGUGAAGCCGUUGCUGGUGCGGCACAAUCAACCGUUCUACUUCAGGAUUGAAAAGGCUGGAAUGGCAUUCAAGGUGUUCUUGAAUGGAAGGCAGAUCUAUCAUUUCAAGUAGGUUUCAAGACGACAGAUUGACUUCUUGAGUCAUCAAAAACUUCUUUAUCAGUUUGUCGGGAAAAUAAUGUGCAUUUUUCAUCGUUGCGACGGCCGGGGAUUUUGUGCGCCACUGCUAAACAAAUCCCCGAGCGAGGCAUCUUGCAACAAAAAAAUCCACAUUAUUUUCCCGACAGACCGAUAAAACUGCUACAAGCAUCUGACAUGCACUUUGCAUAUAGCCCUCAAAUCGGAUGCUUCAAAAGCCUCAAAAAAAAAUUCAAAAAUUAUAAAAUCGGCGGCUUAUUCAACCUAUAUUACGUUGACUUCCACUUCGUAUAUUUACAAACAAAAUUAUAUCAGCCUGUCGUGGAAAUAAGUGGAUUUGUCGCCCCUUAGAAUCUCCCAUCAUCACUUCGCAACAGCUUGAGGAGACUGGUGAUUUGGUCUGCGAUGAGGCGAGAAAUUUUUUGCUGCGGCAAAUCCACAUUAUUUUCCCGACAGACGGACAUCUCCCAAUAGCUAAAGAGAAAAUAUUAUACUGCCGUUUCAGCUCAAACCGCGCUGGCGGCUGCAUCAACGCCGCCUACGUUACCUGGACCAAUAUUCAUGAACAGUUCUUUGAUCGCAACAACUGCCCAAGGCCCCAACCACCAAGACCGCAGCCAAGGCCCCAGCCAAGGCCUCAACCACGGCCGGCUCCAGCGCAUAGGCCGGCGCCAGCUCCGCGUCCACCAGCUCCGAAAAUAACACGUCCGCUCCCAAGGCCAACAUUGGAUCCAGGGCGUCUGCCGGUUGUAGUUAUCGAUCCGAUUUCGCAGGACGACUGUUGA